GAUUUUGAUGUGUUUAGGGCGUGCUACCCGACCAUCAAGAAAUAGCUGUGAAGAGGUUGUCUCUGACUUCAAGACAAGGACUUCAAGAAUGAAGUACGACUAGUCUCCAAACUCCAACACAAAAAUCUAGCAAGACUGUUUGGCUGUUGUAUUCAUGGAGAUGAGAAGAUGUUGGUCUAUGAGUACUUACCAAACCGAAGUCUCGACUUCUUCAUCUUUGAUAAAACAAAAGGGUUGCAAUUGGACUGGAUGAGACGAUUUGAAAUCAUCAUUGGCAUUGCUCGAGGUCUUUUAUAUCUACACCAAGAUUCAAGGCUGAAAAUCAUUCAUAGGGAUCUAAAAGCAAGCAAUGUUCUACUAGACGCUGCAAUAAACCCUAAAAUUUCAGAUUUUGGGUUGGCCAAGUUAUUCGGAGAGGAUCAAACAGAGGGCAAUACAUACAGAGUCGUCGGAACCUACGGAUACAUGUCACCAGAGUAUGCAAUGGAAUGUCUUUAUUCAACGAAAUCAUAUGCUUUCAGCUUUGGGGUUUUGUCACUCGAGAUCAUGAGUGGCAAGAGGAGCAACCAAUGUCUCCAAAAAAGUCCAUCAAUAAGCUUGAUUGCUCAUGUGUGGGAGUUGUGGAAAGAAGGAAGAGCAUUGGACAUAGUGGAUUCAUCAACAAUGGGAGGACUAGACAGUGGGGAUGAAGUUAUGAUGAGGUGCAUUCAAAUCGGUCUUUUAUGCGUCCAAGAAUCUCCCGAUGAUCGACCUACCAUGUCAAAUGUCAUCUUCAUGUUGGAGAAUGCAACCACCCUUCCAUCUCCCAAGAAGCCGGCAUUCAUACUCCAGGGAAAAUAUUAUGAUAUGGACACCAUCACCACCGGAUCAUCAACGACCCCUUCAACAAAUCACGUGACACUAUCUACUGGUGUCUUAUUCGAUGGUCAAGAAAUAGCAGUGAAAAGAUUAUCUCAGACUUCAAGACAAGGAAUCGAGGAAUUCAAGAACGAAGUACGCCUAGUCUCCAAACUCCAACACAAAAAUCUAGCAAGACUAUUUGGUUGUUGUAUUCAUGGGGAUGAGAAGAUGUUGGUCUAUGAGUACCUACAAAAUAGAAGUCUCGACUUUUUCAUCUUCGAUAAAACUCAAGGAUUACAAUUGGACUGGCCGAGACGAUUUGAAAUCAUCAUUGGCAUUGCUCGAGGUCUAUUAUAUCUACACCAAGAUUCAAGGAUGAAAAUUAUUCACAGGGAUCUAAAAGCAAGCAAUGUUCUACUAGACGCUGCAAUGAACCCAAAAAUUUCAGAUUUUGGGUUGGCUAGGUUAUUCGGAGAGGAUCAAACAGAGGCGAAUACAAAUAGAGUAGUUGGAACCUACGGGUACAUGUCACCAGAGUAUGCAAUGGGAGGUCUUUAUUCAACAAAAUCGGAUGCUUUCAGCUUUGGAGUCCUGACACUCGAGAUCUUGAGUGGCAGGAGGAGCAACCAGUGUCACCAAGAAAGUCCUUCAAUUAGCUUGAUUGCUCAUGUGUGGGAGUUGUGGAAAGAAGGAAGAGCAAUGGAUAUAGUGGAUUCAUCAACAUUGGGAGGAUCAGACUCUACAGAUCAAGUCAUGACGAGGUGCAUCCAAAUAGGGCUUUUAUGCGUUCAAGAAUCUCCCGUAGAUCGACCGACCAUGUCAGAUGUCGUCUUUAUGUUGGGCAAUGCAACCACCCUGCCAUCUCCCAAGAAGCCAGCAUUCAUACUCCAAGGAAAGUACGAUGAUAUGGACACCAUCACCACUGGAUCAUCAGCAAUCCCUUCAACAAACCGUGUGACACUAUCCACUUUGGUACCUCGGUGACACAUAUGAUGCUCCUGAAUCAAUCGAUGUAUCGGAGAAACAAAUUUGAUCACACUAGUUUCUAAAGUUUAGGUGUACUUCAUAUCUUUAAUUGUCC
Messenger RNA from Linum tenue, 1921 nucleotides. The record is from the annotation of a GenBank genome assembly. NCBI's taxonomy places the organism in Eukaryota, Viridiplantae, Streptophyta, Magnoliopsida, Malpighiales, Linaceae.